CUAAAAAUGACAUCUCUUCGUCCAUCAGAACAGCCAGUACUGACAAAAGCUAGGAAGAGCCAGAACCUUGCUCAGCUAGGAAGGACGCCUUCUAGCUUCUUUAGAAAUAACGGAGCAGCAAUUGAGGCUUUUAAAGAGAAUUCAGUAGCAAAUGGCAAUGAUAUGAAACUCAAUCCUAUAAAAUCAAUCGACCGAAAGAGCAGCUACAACCAAGUUUUCUCCAAAGAAUACUCAACUAAACGAUUUUCCCGUAGGGCCCUUCAGACUCUCUCAAACACUAGACGUGACUUCAUCCCACCUCAAAACACUACUCAUUCUCCUCCCUUCAGACCCAGUAAUCCCCCUACAAAAUUUGAUAUCUUUUCAAACCCCACUUUCAAAAUAGACCGAGCCAAUGAAGGCAGGCAUAAGCUGAACAAGAAAUUACCAGGAAUAGGGGCUUCUUACAAAAGGUUUGGUAACAGACUUGGGAAGGAAGGACCAGGACUCCGUUGAUCAAGAGAGAGAAUUCAAAGAGUGAAGAAAAUUGAAAUUGAAGAUGGUAAGGAGGUACAGAGUGAGGGAUUUGGAGUGGGGAAGUUUGAUGAGAGGGGUGAGAAUGAGUCAAAGACAGUGGAUUUGAGGACGAUUGAGACUCAAGGUUGUGAGAAUAGAGGUGGUAAUCGGAAGAUGGUACCUUCGGUAGGGAGACUGAUGUUUAAAGUUUCUCCUAAAAAUAAGAUUAGAGCAAAACUUAAAUAAUUAUUUUGCAGAGAAUUUUGAGGCUAAUUUGAACACUCACCAGCUCAGAUAUACUAAGGAGCAGGUGAGAAGGGAGAUUGAGAAAAGUUUUAACAGAGCUAUCACACCUAAUUCUGAUGAUCUCACACCUAAAAAGAAGAGGAAAUCUUUGUUUCAAAAUCUAGGGUUUUCAAAAGAAAUUGCUGCUGCAAAAUUUAAGGCGAAAAGGAAAUUUAACUAUUCGGUAGAGCAUCUGCAGAGAAAAAAAACCACGAAUGACUAUGGAUAUAUACUUCCAAAGAUUACCCCAGGAAGACCUAAAGACACUAGAUCCUCUCGUGAUGGUAAAAUAUCUCAGGAUUCCGACCUAAAAUCUUUAUGUCAAAAGAAUUUCAUUCACCAUAGUAUUGAUAGAGCUAAUCUGAAUUCUUAUGUAAAAGAGGAAUUUAAGACGAUAAUUAAAUAAAGUCGGAGUAUCUUCACAAGUAGGGUAUAAUCCGAUGAAUCCCCUGAAGCUCAACCAGGACUCAUUUGUCAUCAAUGAAAUCAAAUCUGAUCAAGGCACACUACAUCUCUUUGGCGUCUUUGAUGGACACGGCAUCGAGGGUCUCAGUGUGAGUAGUUUCUGUAAAGUAAAAAUUUCGAAAAUUUUAAAAUAAAUUUCAUGCGAAGAAUCUUAAAAUAACAGAAGUGCUUAAGAGAUCAGUGAUGAAGGUUGAAUCUGAGCUGAAAAAGACCAGCAUUGAUUGAUCUAACAGCGGGUCUACAUCUUGCUUUGCUGUUGUGAAAGAUGAUAUGAUUUAUUUUGCAAAUACAGGCGACUCUAGAGCAGUGCUUUUUGAAUUCAAAGAACCUGCAAUCCGGGUUCCUCAAGAGGAAGGCAAGGAGCAGACUUGAGAAAAGCCAGUCUCGGUGUUUUCAACUGUUGAUCAUACACCAGAAAUCUCUCAAGAGCGUGAAAGAGUGAUAGACAAUGGAGGUCGGAUCUCCAAAUUUCAUGGUGAUUUAGGUCCCCUCAGAGUAUGGCUUAAGGAUGAGAACAAACCAGGACUUGCGAUGACCAGAUCUAUUGGAGACUAUAUCGCCAAAUCUGUAGGAGUUAUAUGCGAUCCAGAAAUUGAAGUUCAAAAACUUAUACAGAAACAUAGCAUCCUCGUAAUUGGAAGUGAUGGUCUAUUUGAAUUUCUUCAGAAUAGAGAAAUCGGAGAGAUUGUCUGGGAACAUAGAAAUAAACCAGCUAAUGAGGUAGCUAAAAUUUUAGUCAAAGAAUCAGUCAAGAGAUGGAAGGAAAAGGAAACUGUCAUUGACGAUUGCACUUGAAUCGUCAUUUAUAUAACAAUUUAACACCUCUUUGAAUAGUUUCUUAAUUCAAUUU
Messenger RNA from Moneuplotes crassus, 2095 nucleotides. NCBI's taxonomy places the organism in Eukaryota, Ciliophora, Spirotrichea, Euplotida, Euplotidae. The record is from the annotation of a GenBank genome assembly.